CAAAGACAAGAUCAAAAAGAGAGCAUGGUUCUGGCUACAGGCUGAGCUCUCCGACUGUCGAAAUAAAGCGCGAGACGCCAGAGAAAACCUCCAACUUGCGCUCCAAUCAAUCAAUGCUCAAUCUAUCACUCGUAAUCUAGGAAGCUCGUUUUGCAAAUCGAGAGUCUGAGCAUGCAGAUGGUUCCGAAUGUACAACGGCUUGAAAGCUCUACAGGUACUGGAGACGCUCCGGAGAGCCCGACAUAUAAAGAUGAGAGGUCACCACUCCUUGGUGAAGACUCAGCAGCACUCCAAGAUGACAAAACUCUACAAGCUGUAGCUGUGAGACAAACCCAACAAGCCUUAUCGAACCCUCAAGCAUCAGCAACCGCUGGAGUAUCAACCCAUCAGGCCACGAAUGUUGUUUCGAGUAUCUUUAACCAAACAUCAGGCCUUCUGCAAGACCGGUGCCCAAUUCCAUGUUGCUGUCGGUGCCAUGCUUCGAAGCCAGUCUCGUAUACUCCCACGAGAUGGGCUCGAAGCCUAGUGGGCAGUCUCAAUCUCAGUUUCAACCGUCAAUUAACUUUCCAAAACAACACGAAAUGCACUGAGGAUAGCUGCAAGAACAGAGCAGGAACAUCGAUAAUAGUCGAGUAUCAGUUCCCGCUUUGGCUAUGUUCCAGAGCAGUCCAAAUGCAGACCUUGGUGGGCGUUACGACUGGGCUGCGAGUGUCACUUAGACCUGCUAGGGUUCUCCCUUUUAGUUCGAGUUUCUGGCGUUUGAUUGAUUCUGAUUGUUCUGAGAGCUCAAAAGUAACAGUCCAACAGUGGAUGUUACAUCAUGGAAAUGUGUUUCCAGGUGACGCGAGCCCUAACGGCGUGACUGCCUUGGAGUGGGUCAUAGGUCAAGGAACAACCGAUGUAUUUCUCUACUUGUUCCAGAUCUGGGAAGACCAGAUACUGAAUGGAAAUUACGAUGACUCUUGGUUUUAUGAGGCGCACGAUAAGAUUGCGAACACGGCUUCUCUACCCGAACAGAAAAUGCAAGUGCUCACUCGAAUUUUGUCUGCUGGUAAAUGGACCGUGAAUGCCAGUCAGACCCCGCUGCAUGAUGCCCUUUGCAGGGGUGAUUUCGACGCUGCGUUCCGAGCUGCCAAAGAUUUCAGUUGGGCCCUCAAUCAGCGGAACUACGAAGGCAACACGCCGUUACACAUCGCUGCAACACAAGGUCAUCUCAAUAGCGUCAAAAAUCUCGUGCAAUUAGGUUGUGAUAUCAACGAGGCCAACUGGACGGGUCGUACAGCUCUAAUGCUUGCUUCUAAAGGCGGCCAUAUACUCACGGUGCAAUACCUGAUUGAUGCUGGUAGCUGGGUUAAUGCCACUGACAGAGGGGGCGAUACUGCGAUGAUGGUUGCUGCCACGGCGGGGCACAACAAUCUAGCCGCAAUCAUUCAAUCUCUAAUCCGUGCGGGAGCAUCAGUAAACAUUACUGACCAACAAGGGUUUCAUGCCAUCCAUCAUCUUACUUCGUCUUACAACAAAGGCCGUGUCAUUCGAGAGAGCUUAAGAGUCCUUAUGGAAGCCGGCGCUGACAUCGAAUCCCGAAAUCGUCCUGGGAGAACUCCGCUCUUGGUCUCGAUUCAGAGCGGAGAUCGCAGAGGUACGCAAUGCCUGAUUGAGGCAGGAGCCAAGACGACAUACGUAACACGCGAUGGUUGGGGCUUGCUUCACGAAGCAGCUUUAUAUGGAACCACGAAGACGCUUCGAUACCUUUCAACUCUUAACUUACAGACUAUAAACACGGGUUUGCGUACCGGCGACGGAGAAACGCCUUGGGAUUACUUGGUUUUCUCAAUUCAUGCGCAGGAUUGGCAACGUGCAGGGACCUUAACGCUGACCUCAAAACGACAAGAAGCGUUUGUCUCAUUGUUCAGAUCAAUCAGGGAUAGAAAUUUGACGCUUGAUAUAGAGCGGCUGGAUUGGCUACUACAAUAUUUGAAAGAUAGGGAUCGACGAGGCGCCAUAGCUGCAUUGAGCCCUCUGAUCAAGCAAAAAGAAGAUUGGAAGCGAUGGGAAAUUCUUGGUACAUAUAAAGCCAUCGGCUUACAGGUCCGAGAAGAGAUGUGGGAGGCAGCAGUUGAGUCUGUUGAAGAGGUUAUCGACUGCUUGCGAGAAAGAAUGGCCACAUCCCCGUGCGACAGCGAAUCGUACUACGAUCCAAUUACUCAUACCAUAUACCGAGCCAGAGAACUUGUAUGAUUUUCAAGCUAUCACGGCCGGAUUCCAACAUGAUGGAUGGGAAGGCACAGCCACUGAAUGAUG
Messenger RNA from Colletotrichum acutatum, 2301 nucleotides. RefSeq names its product ankyrin repeat-containing domain protein. Bases 172 to 2238 code for a protein of 688 amino acids. The transcript has 4 exons. The record is from RefSeq and is a predicted model, not a curated record. NCBI's taxonomy places the organism in Eukaryota, Fungi, Ascomycota, Sordariomycetes, Glomerellales, Glomerellaceae. Gene Ontology annotation, molecular function: protein binding.